AUGCCGAAAGAUGAACGAAAGCUACGGAUGAAGAAAAAAAAUCAACAACUAGGCUGCCCCGACAAUGAAAUGAAGACAAGAUGGUCUAAUUGUGAUCCUGACCCAAAUCACUCCUUUCCACCACCACUAUCAUACUCAAAGUUGUUUCCCAAC
This is a messenger RNA of Dentiscutata erythropus, 153 nucleotides long. Lineage: Eukaryota; Fungi; Glomeromycota; Glomeromycetes; Diversisporales; Gigasporaceae. The record is from the annotation of a GenBank genome assembly.